CAUUUGAGCACGUUUUGUAGCAUGUUUGAGUGAAAUUUUGAAUUUCAUUUCGCGAAAGUACAUUCUAACUUUGGCGCCAACGACCUUUUGUCGGGUUGCCGGUUUGCGAGCUUGGCGACGUUCCCAAGUUCAUCGACGGCUAACAAUAACAUCUAGACGACAGGGACUUUCGAUGAUCAAAAUGCUGAGGAGGGGAUACAGUGCUUUCGUGUGUAUGUGUGUGUUGCUGUGCGAUCCUUGAUCCUCACAGCGGCAGAUGAUCGUUCAGUAGCGCGAUCAGUCACUUUCGCGCUCAGUGCAUCGCCGCUAAGCCCCUGGCACGUGUUUUGCAGUGCAGCAGCAGUUAUCAUGAAACCCGACACCCAAAAGCUGGAUACAUCCCCGUGGGAUCAGUUGGACCAGAUGGUGAAGGAAACGCGCCACUUUCUCGACGAGUACGACGAAAUUGUGCUGCACAAAGAGCUCUACCGUACGCUGUUCAUGUAUCACCUGACGUAUCUUCGAGAUGAGGUGAUACUGUUGUUGAAAAAGUUUACCACCCUGCCGAAAGAUAUUGCCGAGGAGAAGGAGAUUGAGUGCUGUGGUGUGAUGUACAACGAUAAGGAUGCGUUCAAGCAACACUACGAGGAUGCUCACAACAAAAAGGUGCUCCAGUCUGCAUCGUUAUGUGAGCUGAAAAUGUCUUUAACAAAAAUUUCAUUCUUCGAGCGGCAUCUCAAAGACUAUCUGCUGGGCGGCCAGCAAUCCAGCUGUGAGUUGUUGCUGAACUUGCGACGGAUAUUGAGACGGUUGGACCACACGUUAGAGUUUUAAAUUGGCGCUUUAUUUUACCUUAAUUUCGUUACCUUAUGCUUCACAGUUUAUUAUACUCUCAAUAAAUGUUUAAUAACAUA
Messenger RNA from Anopheles stephensi (Asian malaria mosquito), 893 nucleotides. RefSeq lists its product as uncharacterized. Bases 349 to 813 code for a protein of 154 amino acids. The record is from RefSeq and is a predicted model, not a curated record. NCBI's taxonomy places the organism in Eukaryota, Metazoa, Arthropoda, Insecta, Diptera, Culicidae. The transcript has 4 exons.